Molecule: messenger RNA, 460 nt
Organism: Aspergillus candidus
Lineage: Eukaryota; Fungi; Ascomycota; Eurotiomycetes; Eurotiales; Aspergillaceae
Exons: 1
Coding region: 137-376 (79 amino acids)
Source: RefSeq, a predicted model, not a curated record
AUUGAACCCUAGAACCAGCUCUAGAUCCCCAGUGGAAAUGACUUCAUUCUCACGUCAUCACCACCAUCCAUCUUAUCAGAUUCCAAACCACCACCACUCCAUUUGGCUUCUUCUGUCCGUUUGAAAACCCCCAGACAUGUCCCGACUCCACCGGAUCUGUCAAUAUCUCCGAGAAUGGUGGUCUGACUGUGCUUUGUUGAUGCCCGCGCGCGAUCCGGAUGAUCUGUCAGAUCAGUAUACGUUUCCGCAGGCGCGAUAUGCCGGGCAGGGAUAUCAGCAGCGACGAGCUUGGUAUGUAUGUGUCUUUUUGAUUAUAUACGGUAUGAUUUGUAGACGUGGGCUAAGGAUUAGAUGCCAUAAUGCCAUAAUACCAUGAUGGGGAUAUCCAGCGGGUGAAGCGAACAGUACUUGAUCUCAUGAUUCUGCCUAUUGUCUCUAGACUGAGUUGAGAACACCAUAU